This is a messenger RNA of Grosmannia clavigera kw1407, 1443 nucleotides long. RefSeq names its product disulfide isomerase. Gene Ontology annotation, molecular function: protein disulfide isomerase activity; protein-disulfide reductase activity. Gene Ontology annotation, biological process: response to endoplasmic reticulum stress. Gene Ontology annotation, cellular component: endoplasmic reticulum lumen. The coding region runs from base 1 to 1443 and encodes 480 amino acids. NCBI's taxonomy places the organism in Eukaryota, Fungi, Ascomycota, Sordariomycetes, Ophiostomatales, Ophiostomataceae. The transcript is spliced from 2 exons. The record is from RefSeq and is a predicted model, not a curated record.
AUGCAUAGCUCUGCGUCCCUGUCGGCAGUGGCGAUUGCCCUGCUCUCUGUCCUGCCAGCCGCUCAGGCUGGUCUCUACACCAAAAGCUCGCCUGUUCUACAGGUCAACGCAAAAAACUACGACCAACUGGUGGCCAAGUCCAAUCACACCACUAUCCUUGAAUUCUACGCCCCCUGGUGUGGCCAUUGCCAAAACCUCAAGCCCGCAUACGAGAAGGCGGCCCGCAGCCUCGACGGCCUCGCCCACGUGGCAGCGAUCGAUUGCGACGAUGAUGCCAACAAGCAGUUCUGCGGCAUGAACGGAGUCCAAGGCUUUCCAACGCUGAAGAUUGUGCGUCCGGGGAAGAAAACUGGCCGGCCAGUUAUGGAGGACUACCAGGGUCCGAGGACGGCCACCGGCAUCGUGGACGCCGUGACGGCCAAGAUCAACAACCACGUCAUCAAGGUGACAGACGCGGACGUCGAUGCCUUCCUCGACAGCAGCAACGGCAAGCCCAAGGCACUCCUCUUCACGAAAAAGGGAACAACUAGCCCGCUCCUGAAGAGUCUCGCCAUCGACUUUCUCGACGUCAUCGCCCUCGGUCAAGUGCGCGACAAGGAGGCCAAGACGGUGGAGAAGUUCGGCGUCGCGAGCUUUCCUACGCUCGUUCUUGUCCCCGGUGGCGACGCAGAGCCAAUCAAGUACGACGGUGAGCUGAAGAAGGACGCCAUGGUCAAGUUCCUCUCACAGGCCGGUGCGCCCAACCCGGAUCGAACACCGUCGACAGCGAGCAGCAAGGCCAAGAAAGAGUCGCAGAGCAAGACCAAGGCCGCUCGGGAAAAGAAAGAGAAGGCAACGAAGGAGUCAUCGGAGACGGAGACGGAGACGGCAACGACCACGAAGGCGGAGCAGACGGCGCCUGUCAUUGUGGAAAGCGCAAUGCCGAUCCCGACUAUCAACACGCCCGAAAAGCUGGCUAAGGAAUGUCUGCACGGAAAAGCGCACGCGUGCGUCCUGGCGUUUGUGCCAGCCAGCCACGGCGGCAACACGGCCAUCGACAAUAGCAAGGUCGUGCUGGAGGAGCUCUCUGAGCUGGCUUUCAAACACGCGCAGAGCAAGCGGAACCUAUUCCCGUUCUUCGCAGUGCCGGACAGCAACACGGGCGCAGCCGACCUGCUGAAGGCGCUCGGGCUCGCAAGCGACAACGUGCAGCUGGUGGCCAUCAACGCGAGACGGGGCUGGUGGCGGCAUUAUGAGGCCGUCGACUUCUCACGCGAGGGUAUUGAGAGCUGGAUCGAUGCCAUCCGCCUGGGUGAGGGUGCCAAGAAGCAGCUGCCCGAGGGCAUCGUCGCCGUUGCGUUGGAAGACGGCGGCAGCACCACAGAACCAGAACAGACAGCCCCAGAGCUGACAGUGGAAGCUGCCGAGCCAGCAGCCGACGAGCCCAAGCAUGACGAGCUAUAG